Molecule: messenger RNA, 402 nt
Organism: Striga asiatica
Lineage: Eukaryota; Viridiplantae; Streptophyta; Magnoliopsida; Lamiales; Orobanchaceae
Source: the annotation of a GenBank genome assembly
AUGGCACCUAAGACACGGGCAAGAAAUCGUGCUGUGGAUCAACUAGAAUUUGGGGGAAACAUAAGUAGUGAAAGAAAUUUAAGCCAGUGGCGGCCCUUUCUAAAAGCAGCCGGCUGGGUUGACAUUCCCUACCGCGGUUCCACGCGCGUUGCCGCAGGACGCGGUCGCUGGUUUGUUCUUCCCGUAGGUUCCGGGGCCGAUAGAGACGCAAUCGUCGCCCGUGCCAAUGUUAGAGUUGGUGAUAGUAACUCCGGUGGACAUGUUCACGUGAAUGCCGUCGGUGUUCGGGCUGUGGGCCGGGGCCCGUAUCUUCACAUUUGUGAGCUUGACAUUUUGACAACCCUCCACAAGAAUGUGGAAAAAUUGGGGGUUGUACGAGAAAAGUGGUCAACAAAGAUAUAG